This is a messenger RNA of Nicrophorus vespilloides, 2931 nucleotides long. RefSeq lists its product as uncharacterized. The record is from RefSeq and is a predicted model, not a curated record. NCBI's taxonomy places the organism in Eukaryota, Metazoa, Arthropoda, Insecta, Coleoptera, Silphidae. Gene Ontology annotation, biological process: regulation of transcription by RNA polymerase II. Gene Ontology annotation, molecular function: DNA-binding transcription factor activity, RNA polymerase II-specific; sequence-specific DNA binding. The transcript is spliced from 2 exons. The coding region runs from base 665 to 2905 and encodes 746 amino acids. Gene Ontology annotation, cellular component: nucleus.
CAAAAGCAUCUUGGAAAGUAUAGCUAUAAACAUUGAAAACAUGCACCUUUUCCUAUAAAGGGUUGUGUAGGUCGAAGAACGACCAUUUUCCGGGGAUUAGUAUCAAUUAUCGAACGGAUUGAGGCGGCGCGUGUUGGCCUUAAUUACAAAAGUUUCAUCAUAAAUAAAGUGAAAAUGGCGUGGAAAGCGGGUGAAGAUAUCUAGCACGAAAGUAUAAAAAAUAUACAAAGAAUAUAAUAGUAAUAAUAAUAAAUAUUGCAAUAAUAGCAGUUUGUUGUAAAACUGAUAAAGCUUUCUGCGCUCGUCGCGAACUGACUGGCUAACUUGACGUCAGGACAUUUUAAUGUAAAAAUAGUGCAUAAUCCUUGUAUGAGUAAUAGAGAAUGCUCUGAAGCCCCCGCUUUUGCUUCGAUUGGCAAGUAAGAAUUGGAAACAGUUAUGUUUUGCGCGUACUCAGUCCGUCCGUCCGUGCGCUUUCGUCCGGGUUUAAUUGAAAUCGCGAGUGCCGUGGAAUCCAUGUGAUUUAUCAGUUUGUUAUUUGCGUCUUGAAUCAAAAUAACGCACACUCGCUAUUCAACGAGCCGUAUAGAUUUGAACCUUUCUCCGAUGAUCUUUUGACUAGAGCAGACGCAAUAAUCAUGGCUCCUGCAAAUAGCAAAUCAAGAUGUCCGUGGAAAGUACUUCGGCGCUAACUAGUCAAGAGGAAACAGAGAUGGGUGGAACCAAUUCAAAGGACCAAAAUGUGGACGAGCUGCCCUCGUCGACAUCGCCGUCAUCUUCAUCACCAUCAUUAUCAACAUCGGACGCAUUAUUGGACGUUGUUAAGUCAGUUUUUCUCGAGUCUCCAUCGAGUUCAAAUGAACGAAGCGACUACGGUGAUUCCAAUUUAUACACGGAGCAACAGACGAAUGAAGCAGUUGCUAGUUGCAAUACCAAUGAUGGCGAGGACUCCGCCACAGAGUCGCUCCCGACGGUUGAGGAAUUAACGGAAGAGCCGCACGAUAGGUCAGACGGGUCAGACUCCGGGUUGGGAUCGGAGCUGUGCGACGAAAGGGCUGUCGUUACCACAACGAGUACAACGGCUCUGGGCGAGAGCGAGAGCGACAUCUCGUUCCUGGAUAGAAUUCACGAGAGCUCGACGGCAGAAUUUGAGAUGCCAACGACAAAUUACCAAGAACCCAAGUCGAGCAGCGAAGUUUUGGAGCACAGCGACAUUAAGAUAAUUGGUGCUAUAUUGGAGGAAGUCCAAAAAGAAACGAACGCGAUCGGCGAUUGUGAGCCUAAGAGAAGCAGCCUGAAGAGAAAAUUCGAUGAGAUUGAGGUGGAGCCCGAAGAAAUUAGCCUGGAGCCAAAUCUCAAGAAGAAGAAGGGUAUUACAUUUGCCGGCGUCACCGUUUAUUAUUUUCCAAGGGCGCAAGGAUUCACCUGCGUGCCGAGUCAGGGAGGUAGCACCUUGGGCAUGGGUCCUCAACACUCGCACACCAAGAAGUUUUCUUUAACAGAACAUGCCGUGGAGCAGCGCAGGUUGCAUCGGCAGCUGCUGCAGCAAUUGAGAAUGGAAAGGCAAGUGGCGAGUAACACAGUUUCUUCAAGUGAUGACAGCGAUAGCGAAGAAGAACCCAGCGAUGCCUCAGAAUCAGAGCUGGACUUGGAAAACUACUAUUUCCUGCAGCCAGUUCCGACGCGACAGAGAAGGUCUUUGCUGCGGGCUGCCGGAGUGAGGAAAAUUGAUGCGUUGGAGAAGGACGAGUGCCGCGAUAUCAGGACAUCCAGGGAGUUCUGUGGAUGCGGUUGCAAGGGAUAUUGCGAUCCGGACACGUGCUCCUGCAGUCAGGCAGGAAUAAAAUGUCAAGUUGACAGACUGAAUUUCCCAUGCGGAUGUUCGCGCGAUAAUUGCGGUAAUUCCAGCGGGCGAAUCGAGUUUAAUCCUGUAAGGGUACGCACACAUUUUAUACAUACGCUGAUGCGUUUAGAGUUAGAGAAGAAGCAGAAGUCUGAGGAGGAGGCGGCCGAUAAGAAGUGGAUGGAAAGUGAGCGGUUGGCUUACAAGAAGGAGGAUGGUCCGACGAAGACGACGGGAAAGUAUAACAGCAGUUUACUAAGAGACGUCAAUUUAAAUUCGCACGUCGAAGUGGAGAGCUGUGUGCAUGACGGAAGUUUCACGAAUCUCCAUUACGGUGCACCGGGCGAAGGUCCUGGGCACAUUUCCCAUUCGCCUCCUGCUAAUUUCUCCAAUUUACCCACACGCGAAGAUUCCUUGGAUCUGUACACGUUUCGAGAAGAGUGCUAUAGGGAGGAGGAGGAACAGCGUCGCGAGAGUCCCGAUAAUAGGAAGCAUUUCCAGCCGCCCCCGCCGCCUCCGCUGCCUCCACCACCCCCGAACCAUGGGUUCCACUUUUCCACCGACCCCCGUUACACUGAUGUCGGUUUCCCGGCCGGCGCUCCCCCUUACACCGCCUCUCCUUCCAAUCAAUACACACAACCGUACCAACCAGGCUUCACCGACUUCGCCCCCGUCUUCACCCCCUACUAUACCCAAGAGUUUGCUUCCAAAACUCAUCACGAUGCGAACUUCCAGCAUAGCAAUUUUGAUCAUUUCGCAACCCAGGAUAACUACACUCCUUCAACCGAUACCAAGGAGAACCAGUACACCAGCUUGAACCCAGUUGCACCCAACAGUGCAAAAAUGGAAUCCUUUUCAGAUCUCCUUCACGGACGUUACUACUCCGAAUAUGAUGUUAACGCCGAAAGUUUUGCAAAUUUAGCAACGGCGGCGGAGGCAUCCACCAACUGCAUGGAUAUCGAAAAGUGUGACUCCAGCACAACAGUAGCGAACGCAGACGACAGCGACGAGAAUUUUGGAGAGAUUAUUAAAAAGUCAAUGGUUGAAACGGUCUCAGCUUAAGUAAAAUUAUAAAUAUACAUAAAUAU